Molecule: messenger RNA, 2106 nt
Organism: Telopea speciosissima
Lineage: Eukaryota; Viridiplantae; Streptophyta; Magnoliopsida; Proteales; Proteaceae
Product: RAN GTPase-activating protein 2-like
Exons: 2
Coding region: 172-1782 (536 amino acids)
Molecular function (GO): protein binding; GTPase activator activity
Source: RefSeq, a predicted model, not a curated record
ACCCAUACAAAACCGUCUACCUAAAGGGUCAAAACUCUCUUCCCAUUUCCUAUCUCUUCUCUCCUCUCUCACAGACAUUUUGGUAAUCAGAAGGACGACCAACACCAAGUAGCCGAAGCGAGGUAUUUCUCUGCUCUCCUUGCCAUUCCUUCCCUGCAUUUUUAGGAUAGAAUGGAGACUUUUCAACAACGCCCUUUUUCAAUUAAACUUUGGCCCCCUAGCCUGAGUACACGGCUUAUGCUUGUGGAAAGAAUGGCUACGAACCUUUCCACUCCAUCCCUUUUCUCCAGAAAGUAUGGUCUUUUGAGCAAAGAUGAAGCUGAGGAGAAUGCCAGACAAAUAGAAGAAGUGGCUUUUGGUACUGCAAACCAACAACAUGAGAAGGAGCCAGAUGGUGAUGGAAGUUCUGCGGUGCAAAUUUAUGCCAAAGAAUCUAGCAAACUUAUGUUGGAGAUUCUUAAAACAGGCCCUCAAAAAAAGGAUGCAGGACUCACAGAAACUGACGAAGUUCUGCCAUCUCAUGAAACUGUUUUUGACAUCUCUGGAGGCCGUCGAGCCUUUAUUGAUGAACAGGAGACUGAGAAGCUUCUAAGGCCUUUAAAAGAGCAGGGGAACUCAUACAUGAAGAUAUGUUUCAGCAAUAGAAGCUUUGGCAUUGGUGCAGCACGCAUUGCAGAGCCUAUCCUGGUAUCCCUCAAGGAUCGGUUAACAGAAGUAGACCUAUCAGAUUUUAUUGCAGGAAGACCAGAAGUAGAAGCUCUUGAAGUGAUGAAUAUCUUUUCAUCAGCCUUAGCAGGCUGUGUUUUGAAAUCUCUCAACCUCUCGAACAAUGCCUUAGGUGAGAAGGGUGUCAGGGCAUUUGCAGCACUCCUGAAAUCUCAGAGUAGCUUGGAGCACCUAUAUUUGAUGAAUGAUGGAAUCUCUGAGGAAGCUGCACGUGCAGUAUGUGAGCUAAUUCCUUCCACAGAGAGGCUUAGGGUCCUUCACUUUCAUAAUAAUAUGACAGGAGAUGAGGGUGCCAUUGCUAUUUCUGAGGUUGUGAAGCGAUCCCCUGCAUUGGAGGAUUUCAGAUGCUCCUCUACAAGGGUAGGUUCUGGAGGAGGGAUUGCCCUUGCAGAGGCACUUGGAACAUGUACUCAUCUGAAGAAGCUUGAUCUACGGGACAAUAUGUUUGGUGUAGAUGCGGGAGUUUCUUUGAGCAAAGCUCUUUCAGGGCAUGCAGGUCUCACAGAGGUUUACCUGAGCUACCUGAACCUGGAAGAUGAAGGAGCUACAGCUCUUGCUAAUGCUUUUAAAGAAUCUGCUCCGUCACUUGAAGUUUUGGAAAUGGCUGGAAAUGACAUCACUGCUGAUGCUGCUCCUGCUAUAGCUGCCUGUGUUGGAGCAAAGCAGUUCCUUACCAAACUCAACUUAGCUGAGAAUGAACUUAAGGAUGAGGGUGCUAUUAUGAUUGCCAAGGCAUUGGAAGAGGGCCAUAGCCGGCUAGGGGAAGUUGAUUUCAGCACUAACUUAAUAAGAAGGGUUGGUGCCAGGCUUUUAGCACAGACUGUGGUGGAAAAGCCUGAGUUCAAGUUGCUGAACAUCAAUGCCAAUUUCAUUUCUGAUGAAGGUAUUGAUGAGUUAAAGGAGAUCUUUAAAAAAUCCCCUGAAGUGCUUGGGCCCUUGGAUGAGAACGACCCUGAAGGGGAAGAGGAUGCAGAUGAAUCCAAAGAGGAAGGUGAUGAAAAUGAUGAUGAAUUGGAAUCAAAGCUUAAGAAUCUUGAAGUGAACCAAGAGGAGUAGGAGGCUGGAGAUUUCAGGUAUGGUUUCUUGGUUUCUACUUCAUUCUCAAUUCGUGGAAAGCUAAAAACUCUUGUUUUUUGUUUUAUUGGCAGAACUUUCGCUGACCAGCUUGUGUGUCCUACUCACUCAUAACAUUACUAGUUGCAGCAAUUAAGUAGAAGUGUUACUGUUAUUGUAUUUGUAGCUUUGCUUUGAUUACUGGACCAACCAUUAUUUAUCCAGAGCUUGUGUUAGCUGUUAAUGGUUUUAACAGUACCCAGAUAGAUUAUGAUCUUGUUAUUUCUUACUUAAGUUGACAUGUCAUAGUUAUGCUAGGGCUUCAUU